AUGUGGAAUAUCUCAUGGGACUAUAUUACGGUGGACGUACUUAACGACUUCGCCAAAGUCGCUAGGCAACAACCCCGCAACCUAUUUCAUGCAAUGAUGCAAUGGUAUCAAGCUGAAAGUGGCAUCGUACCCAAUCCGACAACGUACGCUAUUAUGGAGCGAUGUUCAGAAAAGGUGUGGACGCAUUACGAAGCUUCGGAUACCGAAACAUCAGGCAUGAUCCAUUAUUACGGCGUCAUGGCGUUGACAGCGAUGAAACGACCGAUCAUUGGCAUGAAAACUCCCAAAGUAGCCGCGUCGAAUCGAUUCUUUCGAAAAUUUCAAGAUCAUCGGUUCCUGGAGCUGAAGCUUAACAAGGGGUCACAUACAUCACUCAUUCCCGCACACAGAGAAUACUUCUUGAAACCCUUUUUAUUCAUGGGCCGAACUUACCAAUUUUUGUUCGUAAAAGACGACCGGAUCGUUUUAUUCGCGACAGAAGGCCCGGGAUUGGAGACACUCAGCAUCCGGCAAGUGGUUGAUUGGCAUUUGCCCAUCACCGAGAACAGCAACAUGUCAAUAUCGAAAUAUGCAAGUCGCAUGCUAUUGGGUUACAGUAACAGUAUGCCGACGUUGGUGUUCAAGCCGGAAGAAAUACAGUACAUCGACGACGUGCACGCUGAUGCCACUGGUGGCGAUGAAACGUGUCUCACAGACGGAUCUGGAAUCAUAUCAUGUACUGCCAUGCAAAGUAUUGUGGAGCUGUAUCGGUACAAGGACAAGCUGCCAUGUGUUAUUCAAGGGCGUAUUGGUGGUGCCAAAGGCGUGUGGAUUUUAUCUCCUGAUAUGGAUUUUUCUUCCGGCCACUGGAUCAAAAUUCGCUCCUCCCAAAGCAAAUUUAAGACCGGGUUUCUUCAAAAGGAUGGCAAUAUUGACCCGAUCCAUUACACAUUUGAUCUUGUCAAAGAAUCUAUAUGUAUCUAUCCUUCCAAUCUAAAUACGCAAUUCAUUCAAUGUCUUUCGGCGGGUGGUGUGCCGACGAGUGUUUUUAUCGAACUGCUGAACGAGUGUCUGGAUCGCGUUCUCUCCGUGGUGACCGAGAACAACAAUAUCAAGCUUCUUCGUGAUUGGGUCGGCAGAGCAGGCAACAUCAUGCAUGCACGAUGGGAAAUGGAAACGGUCGAUAAAGAAGGUGGCUCAUGGAAAGACCAUCACUCCGUAGACGACGACCACAGUAGCGGCGUUGCAAAUGAAGAUGGCGUGGAAUCUUCUCGGAAAGCCUCGGACUACUGGAAAAUCAAUAGCUAUUCGGGAUUGCCCGCUUCCCUACACGAAUCAGUGGUCCGUCUUUUGGAUUCUGGCUUUGAUCUGACGAAUCCGUUUCUCGCCAACAAAAUCACCAACGUGUUCCGUGAUGUCAUGCAGUCAAUUGCCUCCAAGUACCGCAUUGAGGUACAGCAAUCUUGCACGGUUACCUGUAUUCCCGAUCCCACCCACUCUUUAGAACCUGGCCAAGUCUUUCUUCAACUUGCCAACCGGCGUGUGGAUGAACGAACUGGUAUCCGUGCAGGCCUGGUAUUGGGAGAUUUGAUCGUGACUCGCAAUCCCUGUGGACUGAAAAGCGAUAUUCAGAAAGUGAAAGCCGUGGAUUGUCCUGCCUUGCGUGUUUACACGGAUGUCAUUGUCUUUCCUGUCAAAGGUGAAAGAUCGCUUGCAAGUAUGCUAGCGGGCGGUGACUACGAUGGUGAUAUUGUAUUUUGCUGUUGGGAUCCUCGGGUUGUUGAUCCUUUUCAGUCAUCGCCGGUUCCUUCGGAAUUGGAAAAGGUGAAAGUUGCGUUUGAGCAAAACAAGGCAUUGGUGCAUCAAGAAGUGACGUGUCAUACGUCGGAAAAAGAGCAAGAAAAAGCGCUUCAAAGUAAUUUCAUCUCUGUAGCUUUGCCGGAUGGAACGCUGGGAUUGUACGAGAAUUGGCGUACUGUGCUAACCGAGAUCACCUCUUUCGAUAACCCUGACGUGACCUAUCUGGGCCAAAUGUGUGCCAAACUCGUGGACGCCUCCAAACAAGGUUUGACGUUGAAGCCAACGGUGGCCACUCGAGAUCGACAUACUUUUGGUAAAAUUCCUCAUCCGGAAUGGUAUAUCGAGAAAAAGAACAAGCAACGCGAAAAGGAUCUGCGAUCCUACUUUGAUACGAAUCAAGAUACGAUCCCCGUGAAGCGGCCCGCCAGCACGACCAUGGACCAUUUGUAUCAGGUGGUGAUGGAGAAAACCAAGAAUUUUACACGGUACACCAAAAGUAUAUUCAGAGAAGAAGACAUCAACUUCAAAGAUCCUCACCUUGCGGAUCUGUGGAAUGACACCUAUGACAUGGCUCAUCGAACCGGUGAUCGGCUGUUACAGGCGGACCUGCGGGAGAUGGAACAAUUUAUUGAUACGCUGCAUGAAAGAUUUCUGAAAGAUUCACGACAGCUGUGGUUACUGCGGCAAAAGAAAAUGGACAGUCGAUUCGAUCCUGCACGGCCUACGGAACCCUUUCUGGACGAUUACAGUCAAUUCAAUACGGCCUUUGAGCUUGAAGAACAUUAUGCGUGCGAAUUCUCUAAAUUACCCAACGAAAUGGAAUACAAGUCGCCAUUGCUGAUUUUUGACCGACAAGCCAACCGCAGCCAAUUAAUUCAAAUGUUGAAAGCCAGCUACGCCUACAUUCGUACAAUCCACUCCGAGAAAUACGCCAAAUUCGGCUACCUGGUAGCCUAUGAUACCCUCCGACGAAUGAAAGCUGAUGCAUGUGCCAGCAAAAGCACGGGUUUGGGUGAAAGCGUCGCUCCGAAUAUGUACACCACCCUCAGCAUUGACCGGUUCUGGAUCCGAAAGCAUAAGGAGGCACGCACAAGCGAAGACAGCAAACCGCUCGUUCGAUUAUCCGUGAUUCCUGUUACUUCUCCAAACUAG
This is a messenger RNA of Radiomyces spectabilis, 2931 nucleotides long. Its product is annotated as RNA dependent RNA polymerase-domain-containing protein. Lineage: Eukaryota; Fungi; Mucoromycota; Mucoromycetes; Mucorales; Radiomycetaceae. Gene Ontology annotation, molecular function: RNA-directed RNA polymerase activity. Gene Ontology annotation, cellular component: nuclear RNA-directed RNA polymerase complex. The record is from RefSeq and is a predicted model, not a curated record. Bases 1 to 2931 code for a protein of 976 amino acids. The transcript has 2 exons. Gene Ontology annotation, biological process: siRNA processing.